Molecule: messenger RNA, 156 nt
Organism: Hippopotamus amphibius kiboko
Lineage: Eukaryota; Metazoa; Chordata; Mammalia; Artiodactyla; Hippopotamidae
Gene: SMIM38
Product: small integral membrane protein 38
Exons: 1
Coding region: 1-156 (51 amino acids)
Source: RefSeq, a predicted model, not a curated record
AUGGCCUCCUGGCUGGGGGGGAGCACAGGCUCCGACCCGCUCGUGGUCCUACUGGUCAUCAUCCUGCUGGCACGCUUCGUUCUGUGGUCCUGCCUCAGGACCUACAUCGAUUACAGACUGGCCCGGCCGCAGCCCCGCAAACCCAAGGAUGACUAG